UGUUUACCCCUUUAAAACAGUGAUGUGGAGACAAGCUCAGAUAUCCAGGUGGAGUUAUGAAACAGAGAGCCCUUAUAUAAGCCAAACCUCUGGCCACAAGAGCUUUGCGAGAGACUGAACUUCUACCAAGACUGCCUCUUUCCAGUUUUCAGGUGAGAGUCUCCAGAAUGUUCCGGAUUUUAGCUGUCCUCUGUGCACUGGCAACAUGCUGGGCGCAGGAUUGCACCGUGGCCAACAUCAAAGUGAUGCAGAAUUUUGACAGACAGAAGUACACUGGGACAUGGUAUGCUGUGGCCAAAAAGGAUCCAUUGGGACUCUUCCUGCUUGAUAACAUUGUGGCUACGUUUACACUGAAAGAGCCUGGAAUAAUGGAAGCUUCAGCCAAGGGCAGAGUGAUCAUCUUGAAUAACUGGGAGCUUUGUGCAAAGAUGCAUGCUACUUUUGAGGACACCGCAGACCCUGCAAAGUUCAAAAUGAAAUACUGGGGAGCUGCUGCUCAUCUUCAGACUGGAUAUGAUGACCACUGGGUCAUUGACACCGACUACGAAAACUACGCCAUCCACUACUCCUGCCGUCAGGUGGACACUGAUGGCACCUGCCUGGACAGCUAUUCCUUCAUCUUCUCCCGCCACCCCGCUGGCCUGAGAAUGGAGGACCAGAAGAUUGUCCUCCAGAAAAAGCAGGACCUCUGCUUGUUUGGCAAAUACAGGCGUGUUGCUCACAAUGGCUACUGUGAUUCCACCGCCUAAUUCAGCACUACCAAAGAAGAGACUUCAAGUCACAAAUAAAACUCCAAAUGUUUGUACAAAAUGUACUUGAAAUCAAUAACAGUAACAUAUUAGAAAAAGAAAUGGCUUUAGCAUUACAGUAAGAACUGCCUCGUGCCUGUGCAACUGGCUAGCUGAGCUUCACCUGGAAACCAAGAAAUUCUCCCAGCCAUGAAACUUACUCAAAAGCAGCUUUAUGUCUUUGUGUGCAAUGUAUUCUGGAACCACUUUGUAAAAUAAAAUAUUGAAACGGUAUGAAAA
Messenger RNA from Conger conger (European conger), 1028 nucleotides. It is a transcript of the gene rbp4, whose product is annotated as retinol binding protein 4, plasma. Gene Ontology annotation, biological process: retinol transport. Gene Ontology annotation, molecular function: retinol transmembrane transporter activity; retinol binding. The record is from RefSeq and is a predicted model, not a curated record. Lineage: Eukaryota; Metazoa; Chordata; Actinopteri; Anguilliformes; Congridae. Bases 168 to 749 code for a protein of 193 amino acids. The transcript is spliced from 6 exons.